Alnus glutinosa is the source of this 1242-nucleotide messenger RNA. Its product is annotated as probable 6-phosphogluconolactonase 1. The record is from RefSeq and is a predicted model, not a curated record. The coding region runs from base 177 to 977 and encodes 266 amino acids. Gene Ontology annotation, molecular function: 6-phosphogluconolactonase activity. The transcript is spliced from 5 exons. Lineage: Eukaryota; Viridiplantae; Streptophyta; Magnoliopsida; Fagales; Betulaceae. Gene Ontology annotation, biological process: carbohydrate metabolic process; pentose-phosphate shunt.
CUAAUCUUCCAGCAUCUAUCAGUUUCUUACUCCUUUCUGCCACCCCUCUCUUCUCCUUCUCCUUUAUUGUUAUGUUCCCCUGAUAUAAUUCGAUGCCUAUGAGCUGCAAGGAGGGUGGUUAUUUCAUGUUCCGGUCCAUUUUCUUCUAAGAUAGAGCUGUUAAACUUGUUGAAAGCAUGGCUUUCUCUGGGGCUCGUAAUGAGAGAGGGGAGGUGAGGAUCCAUGAAAGUUUAGAUGAGCUUAGCACUGAUUUGGCAUACCAUAUUGCUGAAUUAUCAGAGGCAUCAGUGAAGGAGCGGGGUGUCUUUGCCAUUGCGUUGUCUGGUGGUUCGCUCGUUGGCUUAAUGGGGAAACUCUGUGAAGCUCCUUACAACAAGACUGUAGACUGGGCUAAAUGGUAUAUAUUUUGGGCUGAUGAGCGUGUUGUGGCAAAAAAUCAUGCUGACAGCAAUUAUAAGCUAGCUAAGGAUGGCCUAUUGUCCAAGGUGCCUAUAGUUCCCAGUCACGUGCAUUCUAUCAAUGAUUCAGUGUCAGCAGAGCAGGCUGCUGAUGACUACGAGUUUGGCAUCCGUCAAUUAGUGAAAACUCGUGUGGUGAGUGUGUCUGAGAUUAGUGAUUGCCCCAAGUUUGACCUCAUACUCCUUGGAAUGGGCCCUGAUGGCCAUGUUGCCUCACUAUUCCCUACCCACUCAGUACUCAAUGAGAGAGAUGGUUGGGUAACUUUUAUUACCGAUUCGCCCAAACCCCCACCGGAGAGGAUCACAUUUACUUUGCCCGUCAUCAACUCAGCUUCCAACGUAGUUGUGGUUGUGACAGGCGAGAGCAAAGCAGAGGCUGUACACUUGGCAAUCGACGACGUGGGACCUGAUGGCCUGUCGCUGCCUGCAAGGAUGGUCCAGCCAACGAAAGGAAAGUUGGUGUGGUUUUUGGACAAGCCAGCUGCCUCAAAACUUGACCGCUCUCAAUUUUCUGAGUAGGUUCGAGCUUGUAUUGCCGAUGUGUAUGCUUGUAUGUAGUGGUGGGAUUCGACCCUCAUGGAUUAUGUUCUUUUCCAUUAGUUCCCUCCUUUUGUUUUGUUUUUAUAUUGUUUUUUCUCCCUCUUCUGGUUAAAUUCUCCCCAUCUUGCUAUUUCUUGCUCUCUUUGCUGGAGAAGUGUGAUCAUCCUUUUUUGUAAGAGGAGGUUAAUAAGGUUGGGGCCUUCAUGCAAAAGCUUUUGGAAUAGCAGGUUCAUGAAAUUCAACA